UGCUCGUGUGUGUCGUGGACUGUUCCUCAAUUCAUGCACUUCCAGUCUGUGUUGAGUGGGAGCAGCGCACAAGGACCAAGGUGCUCGUGGAUGUGGGACUCUUUACACCGCAAUUCCAACACAAAUGGAUAUUACCGUUGCCUUCUUGUACCUUUUUCUUUUUUCCAAACCAGUUUUGGCUAUCGGGUCAGAUCAAGACUACCAAAUUGAUAUAAUCAAUGAGCUUGACUUGGCGAAUGCCACCUAUGGAAUUACUCAAGUGCCCGGGCUUCACAACAGCAGCAAAGCUUUCGUUUUUCGAGAUGUUGGGAGAGCAAUUCAAGCCCCGGCACACAGCACAGAGAAAGUCAUACAGCUAUUCAGGAGAAAAAGUGAAUUUACCUUUUUGGCCUCCAUCCAACAGAAGUCCUCAACAUCGGGUGUCAUAUUCUCAAUCCAUGAGGCAGAACACAGCUACUUUGAGUUGGAGAGCAGUGGUGUUAGGGAGGAGAUUCGAUACCACUACCGUUUCAAGGGCAAGCCACGUUCUGAGUCCUUCCCCUACCGUCUUGCCGAUGGACAGUGGCACAAAAUUGCCCUCACUAUCAGCUCCUCCCACCUACUACUGCACGUCGAUUGUAACAGAAUUUAUGAGCGAGUUAUAGACCCUCCUCAGAUGGAACUCACCCCAGGAAGUGGAGUGUGGCUGGGCCAGCACAGCCACAAGCAUGGACUAUUCAAGGGCAUAAUCCAAGAUGUGAAGUUUGUUUUUGCGCCCAACGGCUACAUCACCCAAUGUCCAAACCUUAAUCGUAGCUGCCCAACCUGCAGUGAUUUCUUGAGUCUAGUGCAAGGCAUUAUGGACCUGCAGGACCUCCUUGCCAAGAUGACACUCAAGUUAAAUUACGCCGAGACCAGACUUACCCAGCUCGAGGGAUGUCACUGUGAGAAGACCUGCAGUGCCAAUGGUUUUGUCUACAAGGAUAAAGAGCUGUGGGUGGAGCCGGAAAAUUGCAGGAACUGUGCAUGUAAGAACGGAGUAGUAGAGUGUCGCAGGAUUUUCUGUCCUCCUUCAAAUUGCUCAGAAGAAUCAUUACCAGUGCAUGUGGAUGGGACUUGCUGUAAGAAAUGCAGACCGAAAUGCAGUUACAUGGGGCAGGUGUUUUCUGAGGGUCAACGAUUUUUAUCCAGGAGUUGCAGGGAAUGCAAGAAUGGCCUGAUGGUGAGAGUUUCAGAAACCUGUCCAGAGCUCAACUGUUCUGUCAGUGAGCAGAUAUUAAGGGAUGGGAGAUGCUGCAAUGUUUGCCAAGGUUAUGACUUCUGCGCCGAGGGAAUCAUCUGUGGGGAAAAUUCUUUUUGUAAAAACCAGGAGACGAAAGCGGUGUGUGAAUGUAAGAGUGGCUAUGCUUCUAUUCACGGAGAUUCUACUUACUGUGAAGAUAUUGAUGAGUGUGCAACGCAGAUGCAUUAUUGCCAGUCCAACACAGUGUGUGUCAACCUGCCCGGCAGCCAUCGGUGUGACUGUUUGCAGGGCUUCACCCGGGUGGAUGAAUACUCCUGUACUGAGCAUGAUGAGUGUGCCAACAGCCAGAACUCCUGUGAUGAGAAUGCCAUCUGCACCAACACUAUUCGAGGACACCUGUGCACCUGCAAGCCAGGCUAUGUUGGAAAUGGUACCAUCUGUAGAGCUUUCUGUGAGGAGGGGUGCCGUAGUGGCGGGACAUGUGUGUCUCCCAACACAUGUGUUUGUCCUUCAGGAUUCACAGGACACUAUUGUGAGACAGAUAUCAACGAGUGUGCGGAGGGCCUGAUUGAGUGUCACAACCAUUCCCGCUGUGUGAACCUCCCUGGCUGGUACCACUGUGAAUGCAGAACUGGUUUCCAUGACAAUGGCUCCUAUCUGCUUGAUGGUAGCUCAUGCAUUGACAUCGAUGAGUGCAGUAUGCAGAAGCACACCUGCUGGAAUGACAGUGAGUGUGUGAAUCUACCAGGAGGCUACGACUGCAUAUGCACGUCAGGUCCAGGUUGCACUGGAGACUGCCCACAGGAAGAUGGCAUCAGAAGGAACAGAGAAGACUGGAAACCCAGUUAUGACUUCUGCACAAUUUGUUCAUGCAAGGAUGGGCAGACGUAUUGUAGAAGAAAACCAUGCGACUGUGGGAACCCAGAGGAGGAUGUGUUCUGCUGUCCCAGUUGUGACAACAGACCCAGCAGCCAGUGUUUGGACCAGAGUGGCCGUACACUCUACCGAAGCGGCGCAUCCUGGCUCUAUGGCUGCCAGCAGUGCCGCUGCAUGGAGGGAGAAGUGGACUGUUGGCCUCUGGUUUGUCCGGUGCUUGUGUGCGAGUACACAGCAGUGGCAGAGGGUGAAUGUUGCCCACGUUGCGUCACAGACCCCUGCCUAGCCGACAGUCUGUCCUAUGACAUCCGACAAACGUGUCCGGACCAUGCGGGCAUCACUCGCCUCAGCGGGGACACAUGGCAGAUGCCCAACUCACCUUGCACCGGCUGCAUGUGUAAAAAUGGAAAUGUCUGCUGUUCAGUGGAUCUCGACUGCCUUCAAAACAACUGAAGUUCUGCUUAAUACCGACCCUGAUACUAACUACCUUUGCCUGACUUCCUCUCUUUUCCCUCUUCAUUAUAUUAUCAAGCCCCUAUUUUUUGACAGACUUUUGCACAUUCUCGUGCAUGACAUUAUAUGCAUCUUAAAUACAAAAUGCACACUGGUUGAGACAUUGAUUUUUUUUUCCCCACCUGUAACUCUGCUGAUGGGACACAGCUGUGCGUAGCUCUGCAGGAGCCUGAGGCCAUAGCUACUCAAUACCCUGUUGUGUGUCUUUGUGAUUUUAGCUUUGCUUCACCACAAAGGUGUUGGCUCUUAUAAAUAGAUGCAAGCUGCAGAAAGCUGUCACCGAGAAUUUUAAGAGCCUGGUAAAGAGGUCAAUGAAAAUUCUUAAAAUGACAUUUUGGGCAAGAAAUCAAAAUGCCUAAAAUUCAAGAUAAAUACAUUCAGCAAUAUUAAAAAUUGCCAUCCUUUGCAUUGUUGGGGGGUGGGGGGGCAGCAGUUAGUUCGAUGUUCAGGAAUAAAGCUUCUCAUGGUAAUUGUCAAACAUAGUUUAACCAUUUCACAGCAAUAUCGAAUGAAGUUCACACACUGACUUUUGCCAUGCAAUACUGUAGCUUCAGCCAGCCCUUAGUUCAAUAAAACCGUGAAAAAGAAGGGACCAAAACACCCAAUUUAUUGACAAAACCAACACUAUAAUUGCAAUUGACCAAAAAAAAUAAAUAAAUAAAAUUUAAAUCCAACCACUACAAUUAUUGGACCUUUCAGUGGCGUUCUUUCGCACUGGUGAUAAAGCUGACUGUCAGAUCACGCCACGUGAUUUCCACAGCGUAUAAGAACAAUGUGAUAAUGUGCUGCAGAACUCUCUUGGCCCACACCAGCAGUAGACUUUGAUUAAGUUACUGGACGUUGUUGUCGGUCAUAUUGCUCUGUCAAUCCCAAGGCUGCUGAGCCAUUCACUGUAUGCCGCACAUGCGAUGACAGCAAGAUAUAAAAAGGGGAAAAAGAGAUAAUUAAAGGCCUGCUCGUCUGGAUAUGAGUAUGCCAGCAGGUCACAGUGUGUCAAAUCUGUUUACAGACAGUCAGGCUCAUUAAGACAGAAUAUGUCAGUGCUCUUUCUGCAACAGUACACAUGUUCAUACCCCCUAUUCAGUCCUGUCCUGUUCUCAAUCAUACUGAUGUUUGUCUCGGGAGGACUUGUUUCCCUUUAGUGUCCCGUUCAUCACACUUUAGGUCCAUUGCUUUUAGAUUUAUUUGCUUUCCCCCCCAAGAGCUAAGAUGGAUGCCUGACACAGUAGUCGGAGUUAUAUGUAAGCAAAGACCUUGAAAUGAAAUAUUUGUCAGAUCUGCUUGAACCAUGCUAUGGAACAUCUGGCUUGUCAGGGUCACAAUUUGGUCAGAUGAAAGCUAUUCUGUAUGCUUGUCUAUGAAGCAGUAUACAACACUUUUCAGAACUGAGUGGAUAUCAUCAAUUUUACUCCUGAUCCUUCAACUCUUGAAGUCACUUGCCAAAACUCAUUUUCACAAUCUUAUGAUAUUCAGUUCAAAGCCGCAUCAAUAAUAUUCUGGCUAUAAAUAUAUACAGAAUUGCAUGUGUAUUCUACAAAGUCCACAACCUCCCUUCCAAUGACCUUGAUGUGUAAGGCGUGUAACACCUGAAGGGUCAUCUUGUGAUAGGCCAUGUCAUUGCACCUCCUGAGGGGAUGUGACAAGCAGAGAGAUCAGCCCCCACUUUGAGUUCUCAGCCACGGUGACCUUGUCUCAUCUAUUCUGUUUGUAUUUUGGAGGAGCUUUUCUGUUUUCCUUUGUUCACGACCGCUUUUGUAAAAUAUGUUCACUGUGCAGUCACCAUACAGUGAUAUUCAUGGUAUCUGUUCUUGUUGAACUUGAACACAGCUGUCGAACGUAGAGAGUCGUAAAAACAUACUGUAAACACUUGUUCUGCUCACACUGUUGAUUUAUUUGAUAUAUAAGGUUAAAAAAGAACUAAUGUUAAAAAAAUAACCUACUGUUAACACAUUGCAAGUCGGUGUGUAAAUGUUUUUACAUACAGACAAAAUGAUGACAUUAUACAGUUUUCUAUUAGUAUUGUGUGUAUGCAUAAUGUGUUCCUUUCAGUAAUACUUUUAUUCCUGUAGGAUUGCUCAUUUUACUGUAAAUAGAAUGUAAAGUGAAUGGGUCUGUAAAGAAAAUACGACUAAUAUGAAUAAUUCUCAUUAAUUAGAGCUUCUUAGGAGUGUUUUGAGUCCAGUAUGAGAAGCAGGUUGUAUAUUGUUUUUAUUGCUAUUUAUUUUUCUAUGUUCGCCUUAACCCUUUUAGUAACUGCCAUGGUUUUUCUCUUCACUGUUUUAGGGCAACUUUCUGGAUUAGACUUGUCAUUGUGUUUGUAUACCGAAAUGCGCAUCAAGUGACUAUUCACUGCACUGACAAACCUAUAAUGGGGAAUAUCUGUACAUGAUAAUGUGAGAAAAUAGAACAAUGUACACAUAAAAAAUGAAAAGAAAAUUGAAAAUUCAGUGUUGUCCAUGAAGAAACAACAAAACAAGCCAUAGUGUUUCUCCAUUUUGUCCAACAUUAAAAAAAAAUAAAAUUAAAUAUUUUUUUUUUUUUUAAAAAGGGGGAAAAAAAGGAGAAGUUUUGUACCUUCUCGAACCUGACAUGAUUCUCCAUGUUUUUUGAUAGACGAACACACUGGAGAAAUUCACUCAGUUUGUUUACUGUACUUGUACUCAAAGGGUUAAGUGUCAUUUGACUUGAAGACUGUGUUGUGAUAAAAGUUUGCUGUAAGACAUUCUCCAGUUAAUAAAUAUUUUAGUUGUUUACUUUA
Molecule: messenger RNA, 5369 nt
Organism: Corythoichthys intestinalis (scribbled pipefish)
Lineage: Eukaryota; Metazoa; Chordata; Actinopteri; Syngnathiformes; Syngnathidae
Product: protein kinase C-binding protein NELL1-like
Exons: 20
Coding region: 125-2551 (808 amino acids)
Biological process (GO): positive regulation of ossification; regulation of osteoblast differentiation
Cellular component (GO): cytoplasm
Molecular function (GO): heparin binding; calcium ion binding; protein kinase C binding
Source: RefSeq, a predicted model, not a curated record